CUAGCUAAGCUACUAAUAAUCUCCAGGAACCAUUUUCCAUUCAAAUAGACCCUAAUUGUUUUCUGCUAACAGGCUGUGACGUAUACGAUCUGACAAGCGACACUCAAAUUAUAGUCUACGGAAAAAAAUUUAUUCAACGUUGAAAAGAUGAUGGAUUUGAAGUAAAAUGCAUAUCCAGUGAUUUGAUGGAGUUAUGGGGAACAAUCAAGGGAGAUCUUUGCCAGUUCCUACAAAUGGGAGGCAUCAAAGUCCAAGAUCUGGGAAGUAUCCAGUAAAGAACCUGCCAGGAAAUAACAAUGGUUCAAACGAACAAAUUGCUAACGACAGUGGUUCUUCCAGACCUAGCAGAAGUGCGGGAAAUCACCCUAGAGUAGCAUUUGAUAUUCCUGAAUUGUUGCAAGAAAAUCAAGUACCGGUAGACAAAAUUAGAGGCCAAUCUCCAGUUGUACAAAGACGUCUUGGAGAUCCGGAUCAAGUUAUUUUGCAGCAGGGAAAUGAAUCAACUAAAAAAGGGCUGCUUAUUCCUCAUUCAGAACUUGAAGUGCCAGCUUUUUUAAGCAAUUCUYGCCCUAAUGGUAGAGUGGCUUUCUCUAGCAAUGAUGGUGAUGGAAAACCAAUAAAAGUAUCUCAAAAUGGACCAUCUGGUGUUCAUAGAAGCAAACCUGUUGUUUGCACCCGAACUCCAGGCAAUUUAAGGGCUACAUAUGCUACAAAGGGUAUGAAUACUUCUCAUGAACAAAUUAACAUGGAAUCUGAUUCGAAAAGACAUGGAUAUGCAGCUGAAGGAUCUUCAGGCAAUGCUACAUGGGGAAAAUUGAGUCCGCCAAAAGCAAAAGGGACAUUUAUUAUAGGAAAUGAUUCCUUAAAUUCAAAGUCCAUGCAGUCUUUGCAUUCUACACCACGUAGGAGCAUGACCAAACUGAAUGAGAGCAAUUAUAAACAUGACGUACAACCUGAUAUCACACCUGAUUUAGUUGAUGAUUUUGGGACCUUUACUUUGCAAAGAAAAUAUAAGAAAAGACAACCCAAUAAAACUAAUUUGUCACCAGAAGAAAGGUUGAAACCUGGUGUCACUGGUAAAUAUACAGUAAAGCAACAAUUAGCACCAACUAAUUUGUCUCCAGAGGAAAGGUUGGCACCACGUGCUACUGGUAAAUAUGCAAUAAAGCAACAAUUACCUGCAAGGAAUAGAAGAAGUGUAGAGGAAAUAAAUAGGGGAGUACAUCCACAAAAUGGAAAUCAUUGGUCACUCACAGACACUGAUAGCAUGCAAAGUGCAUCUUCAUUGUCUUUUACUGAUCUGACUUCACCAAGCAGUUCAACUCACAUAAACUUUCCCUUAAAUCAAAUAGAGGGUCAUUUACAUCCAGAAAGAACUUCACAAGUAAAUGGGUCUAUUCAUCAACCUCAAGGUUAUGAAUCCCCUGAUUCUGCUCUUGGUUAUUAUGCAGAUUCAAGUUAUGCCAACCAAGACAGCUCCAUAGAUGAAGGUAAGAAGAUAUCGAGGAACAACUCUCUUCAGGCUCACUUGAGACGAAAAGUCAAAGAAUAUGAAAGUAUGAAACAGGAGACUUCAAAACAACACUUACAUGUCCGAUAUGACAGCGAUUCAACAACUAUUAGUGAUCAGAGUCUCUUUGGGGAAGGAAUGUCAUCAGUAACCCGGUUUUCUGCUUCAAACAUUGGGCAUAUUAAUAACCUACAAGAUGGUCUAUUGCUUCAAAUAUUUUCUUUUCUAGGCACUCUUGAAUUGUGUAAGGUAUCAGGUGUUUGUCAGAAAUGGCAGAGUCUUGCUUGGGAUCCUAUUCUUUGGAACACCAUUGAAAUUACACAUUAUGAAGAAAGUGACAUUAACAGGAUUUUAAGAAAUUUGCUUGCAACUCUGGCUAUGAGCACCCAAGGGUACUGUUUAAUGGUUCGUCGUGUCAAGCUUAAUGGGAGUGAACUGGUAUCAGACAAAGGUUUGGGGUUCAUCGCAAGGUAUUGUAUUGAUUUGGAAGAGUUAGAAAUCAGUGGAUGCUGUUGUGUAACAAGUAAAGGACUUCAGGAUGUCUUGCUGAACUGUCAUAAUCUAUAUCGCCUUAAUCUCAGUGGUUGUACAUGCAUUAACACCAUAAGUGUUCCAAGCUCAAAUGGAUUUUCCAUGGGAGAUCACGGCUCUUUCCUUAAUCUUCGGCAUUUGGAUCUAAGUGACUGUGUUGCAUUUGACGAUUUUGGGUUGAGAACUAUUGGUCUUAGUUGUGGUUUACUGGAGAGUCUGUAUCUUAGAAGAUGUAGUCGCAUCACUGAUGUAGGCAUGAAGCAUGUUGCGAAUCAAUGUCGUCGUCUCAAGGAACUCAGCACAAGUGACUGCUUCAAAAUAAGAGACUUUAGUCUCAAAGAAAUAGCCAGAAACAUCCCGGGGCUAAAAUACCUAAGUGUAUCUAAGUGCUCAGUAAGUGAUACUGGGAUCAAGUACCUUGGACGAUACUGUGUGAGGUUGAAGUAUUUAAAUGUGAGAGGCUGUGAAGCUUUAACCGAUGCUGGUAUUGCAUAUGUGGUUCAGAAUUGUCUGAAGCUGAGAUCCUUGGAUAUUGGAAAGUGCGACAUAACUGACAGUGUGAUGAACACAAUAGGAAUCCACUGUCCACAGCUGAAGAAACUGAGCAUCAAAGGUUGUGACAAAACAUCUGAUAAUGGCAUCAAGAGCAUUGCAGCACAAUGCUGUCACUUGCAAUAUCUUAAUGUCCAGGAGUGCAAUGUAAGUUUCGAGACUUUGGCUUUCAUCAGAGAGUACUGUAGAAAUUGUAUCAUUGAACACACCUGUCCUGCGUUCUUUUAAAUUUAACUUUAAAUUUAUAUUAAUCUAAGUUAUAUAUAUAGUGUUGAUAUUUUAAUAAGGUGAUCACAAUAUGAAAUACAAAGAUUUUACAUUCCAAACAUACUUUUUCGUACAAAAUUUAUCCAUUUUAUAUACUGUUAUUCUGAGUGCACAUCAUACAGUGCAUCAUGUAUUAUCCCUGAGAAUUAUUUAAACCAGAAAUAUUUUACAAGGUAAUUAAUGUAGUUUAUCAUAAAUAAAUUUUAUGUAGGCCAUGGAGGUCAAAGAGGUUCYGUGGUUGACCAUCAAAGUACUUUUUAUUCGGUAAAAGAUAACACAGUAGAAUACAGUCUACUCACAUACAUAGUGCAUUACAUACAUUCACACACAUACAGAAAAGAUGACAAACAUUGCAUGACGAUGCUAAUAGCAGCUGUGUAGGAGACUAUAGGUACAAAUCAACCUGACCUAGUAUUUAUAUACACAAAGUUGAGAGCAAUAAUUUGUGUGAUGUAAUAUCAGAGACCAUUUAUUAUUCAUGCCUGGGGGUGA
Molecule: messenger RNA, 3352 nt
Organism: Actinia tenebrosa (Australian red waratah sea anemone)
Lineage: Eukaryota; Metazoa; Cnidaria; Anthozoa; Actiniaria; Actiniidae
Biological process (GO): SCF-dependent proteasomal ubiquitin-dependent protein catabolic process
Cellular component (GO): SCF ubiquitin ligase complex
Molecular function (GO): protein binding
Source: RefSeq, a predicted model, not a curated record